AUGGGAUUAACACAAGGAACAAUUGUCGAACCAAAGCUUUGUUCAUUAUGUCUGAGUAGACAUGGACGAAGGCAACAAUCUGUAUAUACAUGUAAUCAUUGUUCUCAGGCAUUCUGUUUUGAUUGUAUGAAUGAUCACACAAAUGAAUUACCACACAAUGUAGCUCAACUUUCGCAACAAUAUCAUUCAUUGGAACAAUUGUUUCAAACAAAAUAUGACAUGGUUCAACAGGAAGUUUUAAAGUCAACGGAAGAAAUCAAACAAUGUUUUAAAUCUUAUCAAAACGACUUAUUAGCAGCACAUCAGACAAUCAUUUCCGGUAUUGAAAAUGCAAAACAAAACGCUGAAGGAUAUUUAAAUAGGAUCUAUUCCGAAUUGCAAACUAUCAAUGUUGAUAUUGAAUUAACACUCGCUAGAGAAGCUAUCUUUCAGUCAGAACGAAUGGAAUCUAUUUUAAUUUAA
This is a messenger RNA of Rotaria sordida, 462 nucleotides long. NCBI's taxonomy places the organism in Eukaryota, Metazoa, Rotifera, Eurotatoria, Philodinida, Philodinidae. The record is from the annotation of a GenBank genome assembly.